AUGGACUCUCUGGCCAAGCUGGGCGUGCCCGAGCUGGCGACGCAGUACGCGGCACGCGGCCUGGCCGUCUGCCACCGGCCCGUGGCGGAGGGCGAGGUGCCAGGCGGCCGCGUGCUGCUGCACUGCACCAGUGGCCUGGGCCGCUCCUGCACGGUGGCUGCCUGCCUGCUGCUGCACGUGCACGAGGACCUGACCGCCGACGAGGCGGUCGAGGCGGUACGCCGGCUGCGCGGCCCGCGCGCUGUUCAGUCUGUGCGCCAGUUUAACUUUAUCCAAGAGUAUCGCGAGGUGCGUGACGAGUUUCUGGCCGAAAUGGCCAUGCCCGAAUCGCGGCCGGUGUCUCGGUAA
Messenger RNA from Pollicipes pollicipes, 348 nucleotides. RefSeq names its product cyclin-dependent kinase inhibitor 3-like. Lineage: Eukaryota; Metazoa; Arthropoda; Thecostraca; Pollicipedomorpha; Pollicipedidae. The record is from RefSeq and is a predicted model, not a curated record. Gene Ontology annotation, molecular function: protein tyrosine phosphatase activity. The transcript has 3 exons. Gene Ontology annotation, biological process: dephosphorylation. Bases 1 to 348 code for a protein of 115 amino acids.